AUGGUAGAUUUGAUACAAAUAUUGGAGAAAAUCGAUCAAUGGUAUCAAAAGGGAAUCGACGACGUGAUAUUAGUUGUGCAAACUGCCGCAUACCAGUUGUGAGUCGGAUUUUGUCAGUUUUGAAGACGGAAUUUUCGCAUUUUUCAGCAGUCGUUGGAUUUUAACUAAGAAGAAGCAGUUGUCGAUUGAAAACGAGGAAGAGCGGGAAGAUUUUAUGGAUAUUAUCGUGCCGCCGAAGAGAAAACUGUCUAUUGAUGACAAGAAUUCUUCUUUUGAAGACUUGAGAGAUAGCGGUGUGCAAACGGGGACUUCAGAUGAACAACUGACGUCGAGUUGCUCCGAAUCGACGGAAUCAAGCGAUGAAAGCCAACUAGAAUUGGAUGAUUCCGUGGAGAAAUGUGAACAUGAUGAGAAAAACCCCGCUCAGAUUACGUGUCCAUGCAGCUACAGACGGCUGCCCAGUUCGUUGUUUCCUUACCCGCAUCCUCCGAAUACCGCCUGUCCCUUCCGUUACAUUCGUUUGUCGGACACCUCCUCCUCCGAAAGCGAUGACGAUGACGUAAGCGAAAAGGAAUUCCUCCCGAAAAAGCAAGAUUUUGUGAGCUCUGCGCCGAUCAACGGGAUUCUGACGAUGCCUACUAAUGGCAACUUCUGCUCGUGUCUCAAAGGAAACCAAGAAUCCGCGUCAGAUUCAGAUCGAAGCUCAGCUUCUGAAAGUCAGCAGCAAGAGGCACCCGCUCAAGAAUCGACAUUAUCUUCUGCUAAACCUCCCAGCGGCGGUGCUUCCGAAUCGGAGAGUGACAACGAGGUUCGUCCCACAAUCUGGCCAUGAUCUGGCUAAUUCCAAUUUACUUUCAGAACGACGGAAAGGGAAAGUCGGACACUUCAGCGGAAGAAGAAAUCGAUACGGACGACGAAGAAUCCAAUAAACUGGACGACGCUCGUCUCUCAGAACCAGGCACUUCAUAUGAUCCUCAGUCACAAGAGGGGACGUCUGCUGGGCCUUCCGGCUGUCCAGAAUUGGAGAAUGAUGAGUAUUUAGAGGUGCGUCGGAUGAGUUAAUAAAGUAAAUAAAAACUGCAUCUCAGAAUCAAUUAGAAGCUCUGAAAAGACAAGAAGAAGUUCCUGAAAAUAAUCCGUCAAUCUUGGACGAGUUCAAACAUCUUCCCGUUUGGAAACGAUCAAAGCGGCGACCAAAUAAGCACUGGGCUCACUAUCUAAAUACCGGAACGCUGCUCAAACCAAACGGAACCCCUGGUCCCCACUUCUCAGUGUUCAAGGCGAUCGGACGGUACCCACCGGUUAGCGAGAAGGAGAAAAAGGAGGAAAAUCCGGUCGAAGAGCUUGAUCCGGAGGCGUGGAAGGAUGUGAUGGACCAGGAAGGCACCGAUUUAUAA
Molecule: messenger RNA, 1397 nt
Organism: Caenorhabditis sp. 36 PRJEB53466
Lineage: Eukaryota; Metazoa; Nematoda; Chromadorea; Rhabditida; Rhabditidae
Source: the annotation of a GenBank genome assembly